Molecule: messenger RNA, 976 nt
Organism: Limulus polyphemus (Atlantic horseshoe crab)
Lineage: Eukaryota; Metazoa; Arthropoda; Merostomata; Xiphosura; Limulidae
Product: H/ACA ribonucleoprotein complex subunit 1-like
Exons: 7
Coding region: 121-861 (246 amino acids)
Biological process (GO): snoRNA guided rRNA pseudouridine synthesis; ribosome biogenesis
Cellular component (GO): box H/ACA snoRNP complex
Molecular function (GO): box H/ACA snoRNA binding
Source: RefSeq, a predicted model, not a curated record
CGAUAGUUUUACACGUUGUAGAGAAGAAUUCUCAGGGGUUGGGUGAAAUCUUUUACUUUUGUGCAAACCUUGGGCCCAAGACAAUUCACUUGGCACCACUUAGAAAUUAGGGAAACUAGGAUGAAUAGAGGGAGAGGUGGUUUUGGUGGUAGAGGAAGAGGCAGGGGAGGAGGGUUUGGUGGAAGAGGUGGGGGACGUGGUGGAGGCCGAGGUGGUGGGAGAGGAGGAUUUGAUUUUGGUCCACCAGAGGAGGUGAAAGAAUUUGGGUACUUUUCUCAUCCAUGUCAAGAUGACCUUGUUUGUAAAGCAGCUAUAGAUGAUGUUCCAUAUUUCAAUGCACCUAUCUAUCUUGAAAACAAACAGCAGAUUGGCAAAGUUGAUGAAAUAUUUGGCUCAAUAAAAGACUAUUACGUUUCAGUUAAACUCACAGAAGACAUCAAAGCAAGUUCAUUUUCCAAAAAUCAAAAAGUUUACAUUGACCCUGCUCGGCUGCUCCCCCUACAGAGGUUUCUCCCUAAACCACCUGGAGCACCGAAUAAAGUUCAGAAGAGAGGAGGGGGAAGAGGUGGAGGUGGUAGAGGAGGACGUGGAGGAUUUGGUGGGAGAGGAGGAAGAGGAGGUUUUGGUGACCAUAGAGGACGAGGAGGUGGUGGAAGAGGACGUGGAGGGAGAGGGGGAUUUGGUGAUCGUGGAGGGAGAGGGGGAUUUGGUGAUCGUGGAGGGAGAGGGGGAUUUGGUGAUCGUGGAGGGAGAGGGGGAUUUGGUGAUCGAGGAGGGGAGGAGGAUUUGGUGAUCGAGGAGGAAGAGGAGGAUUUGGUGAUCGAGGAGGGAGAGGAGGACGUGGUGAUUUGGUGGUGGUAAUGGCACUGGACUUAACCAAAGAAAGUCUUUUGGUGACUAAUGUAUUUGAAUUUACAUUUUAUAACUCCUUUACUUUGUACAAAUGUUUUAGUAAAACGAAUGUGUUUGUUGGUUA